AUGAAGCUCGACACAAAGUCACUUCGAUACCUCAACCCUACUGACUGGCGUACCCUUACCGCAGUCGAGAAUGGAAGUCGAAACCACGAAGUCGUUCCCACCUCGUUGAUCGCGAAUCUCUCCAAGUCGAGCGUGGGUGAUGUCCAACGCAGCAUCUCGUUGCUAGCGAAGGCCAAUCUCAUUGCCAAAGUCAAAAACGCCAAAUACGAUGGCUACAGACUGACAUACGGCGGGCUGGACUAUUUGGCUUUACAUUCCCUGCAGAAAAAUAAUGCGGUCUACAGUGUGGGCAAUCAAAUUGGCGUCGGGAAAGAGAGUGAUAUUUUCGUCGUGAGUGAUGAGAAGGGUGAGCAACGAGUGCUCAAAAUCCAUCGACUGGGGAGGGUUAGUUUUAAGAAAGGUGUACGAAAUAAGCGAGACUAUGCUCGGACGAAAACGCAGAAAGAGAGGGGUGCUGGAAGUUGGAUGUAUAUGUCCCGACUUGCUGCAGUCAAAGAGUUUGCCUUUUUGCAAGCGCUUCACAAUGCGGGGCUCAGCGUGCCGACGCCAUUGGGUCAGAAUCGACAUCAGCUGGUUAUGUCACUGAUCGAUGGCUUCCCUCUUCGUCAGAUUGAAAAGGUGCCCGACCCAGCUGGACUGUAUGCGGAGUUGAUGGAGAUGUUGGUGCGACUCUGCUCACUGGGGUUAAUACACGGAGAUUUCAACGAGUUCAACAUAAUGAUCAAGCAGGAGGAGGACGAAGGCGCGAACAUCAAGUUGGUGCCAGUGUUGAUUGACUUCCCCCAGAUGGUCAGUGUGGAUCACGCCAAUGCAGAGUUCUAUUUCGACAGAGACGUUGAAUGUGUGAAGCGCUUCUUUGCCAGACGGUUCGGGUUCACUAGCACUGAAGAAGGCCCACUCUUCAAGGAUGCCAGGCAAGCAGUUGGCAAGGAUGGGGUCGGAAGACUUGAUGUCGAAGUUGAGGCCUCGGGAUUUUCUAGGAAGAUGGCCAAAGAACUGGAGGAUUACAUGAAAGAGCACGGGGUCGACGGUGACGCAAAAGAGGCUGAAACAAUCGAUAGGGAUACAACUGAUUCUGAAGAUGGAGCGGAUGAGGAGGACGGGGAGACUGGUUCUGGACUUGAUCCAACCCUGUUCCCUGUCGCGGGGAUUCAUGAAUGA
Molecule: messenger RNA, 1161 nt
Organism: Rhinocladiella mackenziei CBS 650.93
Lineage: Eukaryota; Fungi; Ascomycota; Eurotiomycetes; Chaetothyriales; Herpotrichiellaceae
Exons: 1
Coding region: 1-1161 (386 amino acids)
Biological process (GO): protein phosphorylation; maturation of SSU-rRNA
Cellular component (GO): cytosol; nucleus; preribosome, small subunit precursor
Molecular function (GO): protein serine/threonine kinase activity; ATP binding
Source: RefSeq, a predicted model, not a curated record